Molecule: messenger RNA, 1740 nt
Organism: Hypomesus transpacificus
Lineage: Eukaryota; Metazoa; Chordata; Actinopteri; Osmeriformes; Osmeridae
Exons: 5
Coding region: 187-963 (258 amino acids)
Source: RefSeq, a predicted model, not a curated record
CCUCCCAACAACGUUCAGACCCAGCUGCAAAGGUCCGCAGCACAAAUGGAAGGAUAUCCGACAGAAGCUGGGUGUUAACUUAAUGUCGUUUUAUUUAACCUUUUGAUAUUAAAAAAACAGAUAAAAGACUGGCUCGAAAAUUAAGCGCAGGGAAGUCUCCAGGUAUCUGGACAGGAGACUGGCACCAUGGAAGCUGGGGUGCCCCCUCAGGGAGACGAGGGUAGCUUUAACACCCAGGCUAGUGUCACCCAGACUGGACCAACUAAGGCCCAGGAGCAGUCUGAAUGCCCCAUCAUCACUCAGCCUUUGCCCAACAGAACACUCCCAGAGCACACAAAGUUCUCCUCAGAGACUGAUAGAACGGAGGAUGGAGACAGUGACGAUUCUAUGACAGACAACCUCUCAACCAAUGACGUUGCUCGACUCCUGCCUAACCACAAGUCCACAAAUCACAAAACGCAGAAAGAGGACCCCCAGAGCAAGGAGGAUUCUUCACCCAGACCAGCGGCCCAGAUCACGGGGGACCCUCCCAUCUGCACUCCCCCGCCUCCCUCCUUGUCCCCCCUGCCUCCCCAGUGUAACGGUCACGGACGGCAAGAAGGCCAGGGUUGCCCGGGCAAUAAGAAGCGUCUGCCCUCCGCCACUAAGAGCCAGCAGUCCUUCAAAGCCGACGCAGCCCAGAUCCAACAGGUGGCAGGGGACGACUGCUGUGUUCACUGUGUGCUGGCCUGUCUGUUCUGCGAGGUCCUGUCUCUGUGUUCGGUUCUGUCCCAGUGCCUGGCUUGUGGCAUGGGCUGUGAGGCGCUCUGCUGCUGCGGCGGGGGGGCGUCGGGGGGCAUGGCCUGCUGUGACGAGGACGCUUGCUCUGCCCUGUGGGAUUGUGGGAUAUUGGAGGACUGUUGUGAGUCGUCUGACUGUCUGGAGAUCUGUCUGGAGUGCUGCUCCAUCUGCUUUCCUGCGUAGGACCAGCAGUGACCAACAGACUGGACUGGACGGAAUGUGUCGCUACCUACAGGACCAAAGGGAACCCUGGAACCCUGUCACUAAUAGUCUUUCUCAGUUUAGUUGUCAUGAUUAGCCCAAUAAAACGUCACCUACCAUGCUGCUUUGAAUUGGACUGCAGACUGAAAAGGCCCUGACCUAACCCUAACCCUAUAAGGAUAUUUCACUAAAGAAAAGAAACAGUUUAGGCCCAGGCUGGUUUGCCCUGAACUGACUCCCUUAUUGAUCCUAGGAACUGAUGUAGAACUGGGGGAUGAUAAACUCUAAUUACCAGCAGCGUUUGGACUUUUGAAGAUAAGCUUUAAGGACCCCCCUGAGGCUUGUCCAGAUCUGAGGGUGGCUUUGUUCCACAAACACCUCUCUACCAGUUGAAGUGUGUCACCGGCAUGUGAUGUGUUCUCAUGUUUGCUCCGCCUUGUCUUGUUGUGUUGUUUGUUUAGACAGAGGUUUGGCCAAAGCAAAGGUUGAGUAAGCUGCACUGAAAUGUUCAGCCUUCAAAGGCAUUCACGCAAACAAUGAAUUCCUAAAUUCAGCUUCAGAAGAGAUAGUCACUUCUUAGACAGAUGGAUGAUUUAAACAGCCCAGAUGUUUAUACACAUAUUCUACGAAAUUUGUGAAGUGAGUUAUAUUCCUUCUUAAGUAAGAAAACUAAAGGAUUGGGAUAUUUCUUCUAGUGAAUCCUGCAGUUGUCUCUGUCUUUAUUUAUCAAUGUGAUAUGAAUAAACUACUUCCAGUUUA